Molecule: messenger RNA, 1302 nt
Organism: Papaver somniferum (opium poppy)
Lineage: Eukaryota; Viridiplantae; Streptophyta; Magnoliopsida; Ranunculales; Papaveraceae
Exons: 1
Coding region: 1-1302 (433 amino acids)
Source: RefSeq, a predicted model, not a curated record
AUGAUGUUGGCCCCAGCGAAAGAAGGAAAUUCUAGGCUAUUACCAAGGACGGUGGACGCAGUAGAGGAUAAACUUGGGCGAGGAAAGGGAGAGCCAGCAGUUUCCAUCCCAACAAAGCUUGUGGUCGUCUCGAGUGGAGAUCAGGAGUGGAUUUAUCAACAAAGGUAUGAGGAGUCAAAACGAAGAAAUCAUGAGCCACGAAGCUACAAUACGGGAUACCAACCUAGGAGUAAUCAGGGACCCAGAUACGGGGAAAGGAGUCCCAAUGGACCAAUCUUUGAAGAUGUGAAACUCCCACGGCUUAACACAACUGUGGAAAAAGUGUGGGAGGCAAUAGUGCUGACGGAGGAAAUCCCGCCCCCACCAAAUUUCGGAAGAGAGCCCCCACCAGGGUCUCGAAGUCAUGAAUUUUGUAAGUAUUAUCGCUUCCAUGGACACCAAAUAGGUAAUUGCAGGAACAUUCGGAGAAUUAUACUUCGCUUGAUAGACCAAGGGAAACUCGCGCAUUUCCUAGAGAGUUAUGUGCCACCCCCGCCACCUCGAGAGAAUCAGCCGAUAUACCGGAUCGAGAUAGACCAAGGAAAGCAACAAUUAAACUGUAAUUCGAUAAUUCACGCGCCGAGAAGUCUCCAAGACUUUCAUGACAAUGUGCUUAAAAGAGUACACAAGAGGGAUUUCGAGGGAAACGAAAUAUUCAGCGUCAUGACGAAAGAGCCGCUAGAGGAAUGGCAGAAGAGGGAGAUAACCUUCUCGGCGAAGGAUGCACCUGAUGGGGAAAUUUCGCACACAAAUCCUCUGGUCGUGACCUUGGGAUUCGGAAAAUAUUCCAUAUGGGAGGAAGAGCAAGCUGGGGAAAGGAGAACUUGGGAAAUAGACAGAAUCUUAGUUGAUACUGAGAGUUCAGUCGAUAUCCUCUUUUACCAUACCUUUAGGACCAUGGGAUACAAGGACUCGGAUCUUGUACCUUCUACAUAUAACACAUAUGGGUUCAAUGGGGUAGCGUCUAAGCCGAAGGGGGAACUGACCGUGAAGAUUCUCGCUGGCGAACUAGAGACGAAGGUCACAGUCUGUGUCGUAGAUGUCGAUUAUCCCUAUAAUUCUCUCAUAGGACGGACUUGGAUACAUGGAAUAAAGGGAGUUGCGUCGACAUAUCACCAGGCGAUCCGGUUCCAAAUGCCAAGAGGAAUCGGCGAGAUAAGAGGAGAUCUGAGUGACGCAAAAGAAUGUAUAACAAAAGACGUGCAUAACUACGAGGAGAAGUUAAGAAAGAAGAUGGAACAAAGGAAGAAAGUCAGCGAAUAA